Eublepharis macularius is the source of this 2950-nucleotide messenger RNA. RefSeq names its product mitogen-activated protein kinase 3 (gene MAPK3). The record is from RefSeq and is a predicted model, not a curated record. Gene Ontology annotation, biological process: intracellular signal transduction; protein phosphorylation. Lineage: Eukaryota; Metazoa; Chordata; Lepidosauria; Squamata; Eublepharidae. Gene Ontology annotation, molecular function: ATP binding; MAP kinase activity. Gene Ontology annotation, cellular component: nucleus; cytoplasm. Bases 143 to 1273 code for a protein of 376 amino acids. The transcript has 9 exons.
CUGCAGCCCUCGCCAAGCGCAUAGGUAGUAGUAGUCGCUCGCUUGCUCCACAUUCAGCGCACGCGCAGUGUUCUCGGGCGGUGUCGGUUCCGGGUAAAGCAGUGAUAGGAGCGGCUGCGGGACGUUCUCGAUCGGAUCGGCCAUGGCGGCAGCGACGGCGACAGCGGCCCCAGGCGGGGCGGGGCCCGUGCCCGUACCGGGAGCUCCGAGGCUGGGAGUGGAGACGGUGAAAGGGCAGGUGUUCGAUGUGGGGCCGCGCUAUACGGAUCUGCAGUACAUCGGCGAGGGGGCUUACGGCAUGGUUUGUUCUGCCUAUGAUCAUGUCAACAAGAUCCGGGCUGCCAUCAAAAAGAUCAGCCCCUUUGAGCACCAGACGUACUGCCAGCGCACACUGCGUGAGAUCAAGAUCCUCUUGCGCUUCAAGCAUGAGAAUGUCAUUGGCAUCAAUGACAUUCUGCGUGCACCUACCAUUGAUCAGAUGCGUGAUGUAUACAUAGUUCAGGAUUUGAUGGAGACAGAUCUCUAUAAGCUGCUGAAAACCCAGCAACUCAGCAAUGAUCAUAUCUGCUACUUCCUCUAUCAGAUUCUCCGAGGGCUGAAAUACAUUCACUCCGCCAACGUGCUUCACCGGGACCUGAAGCCCAGCAAUCUUCUCAUCAACACCACAUGUGACCUGAAGAUCUGUGAUUUUGGCCUGGCCCGGAUUGCUGAUCCAGACCAUGACCACACAGGUUUCUUAACAGAGUAUGUUGCCACUCGCUGGUAUCGCGCUCCUGAAAUCAUGCUUAAUUCAAAGGGCUACACCAAGUCCAUUGAUAUAUGGUCUGUGGGCUGCAUCCUGGCCGAGAUGCUGUCGAACCGACCCAUCUUUCCUGGCAAGCACUACCUGGACCAGCUGAACCACAUCCUGGGUAUUCUGGGUUCUCCAUCUCAAGACGAUCUGAACUGCAUCAUCAACAUGAAGGCUCGAAACUAUCUCCAGUCAUUGCCCCAAAAGCCCAAGGUUCCCUGGUCCAAACUCUUCCCCAAGGCUGAUCCCAAAGCACUGGACCUUCUGGACAAAAUGUUGACGUUUAACCCAAACAGGCGCAUCACGGUGGAGGAGUCACUGGCUCAUUCUUACCUAGAGCAGUACUAUGACCCCUCAGAUGAGCCAGUUGCUGAGGAGCCCUUCACCUUUGAUAUGGAGCUGGAUGAUCUGCCCAAAGAGAGGCUGAAAGAACUGAUUUUUGAGGAGACAGCACGAUUCCAACCUGGCUACCAAGGGCCUUGAGUGGCUACAUGGACCGUUGGUCUCUACUUCAGCAGGAGAUGAUUUGGGACUGUACCCAGCUCCCCUACUGGAUUUUGGAGGGGAGCACAGGAUUCAGGGGGUACUGAUUUGGGGGUGCCCCUGUUGACUUGCUGUACAACUGCGCUUUGCUACGUGGCUGUGAACCCCAGUAACCCAUCUCUGGACCCCUUAAUGUGAUGUAUUGGGGUGAGACCCUGGUGCCCAGGUUGGGGGCAGGGAGGGGCUUCUCCCCUCCCCUACAGGAGGGAAAGGAAAUGUUUUCUCCCCUCCCCCUUUAAUGAAACAGAGGGGGGUAGUGUCAUCUCCUAUUUUGGCAUUUUAUUGUCUUUGUUAAUGAGUUAAUAAACUAAUGCUGAUUUUUAGCAGGGCCAUUUUCUGAUCCCUUGGGCAUUAUUAGCAAAGGGAGUUGAACAUGAAAUUGCGGCUCCUGGAUGCUCUGUCCCAUAAUCCACUGACUCCCACUACUUUUCCAAAACUGGGAGCAGAAUCCAGGAGUUAUGUUGCCCAACUUACCUGAAACACUCCUCAUGAACCCAGGAGUCCUGGUUCCUCCCUGCUCGGAGGGAGGGCAUGUCUGUGCUGUUUUUUGGUCUGCUGAUCAGUGCCAAUUUGGAACACUUGUAAUGCACAGCUGAUCUUAGCUGUCACUAUGGAUAGCAUCUGAUAAGCUGCGUAGGUAAGAUUUUAACCAAGCGGAAAAGUGUGCCCUGCGUUGAAGAGGCACAAAUUCUCCCCCUCCCCUCUUCGGCUUACUGUAUUGUUUGAGACGCUGUGCAGAUGAAAAAGAAAGGCUUUCAACUUUGUCUGCUUCCUCUCACUGGAAACAGCCCAGCUUGUGGUUGGUUGUCUCUCUUUUUUCACCCCCUACUUUGCAUCAUCUGAUAUGGACUGUUGCAUAUGCAGACUCCCGAGAAACCGACUAGCCUCAACAACAGCACAGCACUUUUGUCAUCUUGCUGCUACAAUCCUAACACGGCUGCCCUUUUAAUUUUUUCCCUUCUUGAUUUGUAUUUUUUAAAAAUAGUGUGCACAUUCUUAAUCCUAGUCUUGGCUGCGUGACAGAGAGUCCGAAAGGCACGGAUCCACAAACGUGACUUUAAGGGAGGGAAAGGCUGGGAAGAUGACGGGCGGUCAUAUCUGUGCGUCCUGAGGGGACAGCCCAUUUGCCCCGUAACAACCCAACUGUGUGGGUGGAGGGGGUGUUUCAGAUCUGUGAGCGCUCAGAAGAGCUGGUGAACUAGACUAGUCGGCAGUGAGAAGGAAACCACCUGAGCUGCAAGUGAUUCCCUCCCCCCACUCCAGUGGACUAACUUUUUGAUGAUGUCCUUCCAUUUCCAUGUGCCCCAUUUUUUUGGGUGCUGAUUUGGAUGAGUGAGACUGGCGGGAUCUCUGGGUUCUCAACGAAGGAAGUUCUUGAAGUAGAAAAACUGGAAUGUGGGAUGUUCUGGUUUUUUUAAUCUGGUUAAGGGAGGAGGAAGCUUCUCUGAGGUAACAUUGCUUGUUUGUCUAAAAUCUAACCAUGAUAACAUGCAAUGGGCUUCCUGCCUAGGGGUGGACAAAAUAUUUUGAGGAAACUUGGAUUUGAAGGGAAUUAAUACCUCCCCAUCCCCUUCUUCAAAUUGUAUAAAGACCCUGAAAUAAAUCAUUCCUUUAUUC